This is a messenger RNA of Sipha flava (yellow sugarcane aphid), 2234 nucleotides long. RefSeq lists its product as uncharacterized. Gene Ontology annotation, molecular function: potassium ion leak channel activity. NCBI's taxonomy places the organism in Eukaryota, Metazoa, Arthropoda, Insecta, Hemiptera, Aphididae. Gene Ontology annotation, cellular component: membrane. Bases 574 to 2211 code for a protein of 545 amino acids. The record is from RefSeq and is a predicted model, not a curated record. Gene Ontology annotation, biological process: potassium ion transmembrane transport; stabilization of membrane potential. The transcript has 5 exons.
ACGCUCGCACGCACGCUCGUCAGUCAGUCAGUCGCGUACGUACGCCGGCGGCCGGUCCGUCUCGUGUCCGCAAGUAGAGAGCCGUCUUCAAUCGCGCGCGCCUUUGCUAACCCUCGUGCUGCGUCCGCUCCGUCUAGUUCCGCCAGUCUCGUCUCUCGUCUCGCCGCCGUCGCCGCCUCUCGGCCCCGGGCCGGCCGUUAGCAGGAUACGCAGGAGACGCCAACCGGUCACGUGUGCGUGUCCACGCCGAGUGUUUUGUGCUGCCUUCGCCCACCGCGUAUUCCGUUCGCUUCCGCUUCCGGUCCGGCCGUGACUUCCGGCACGGUUUUACCGACGCUACAACCCUGUCAACGGCCGCCACCAUCCAGAUCCCUGCUGUUUUGGCACGUGGCUUCUCCAUCGUCUCGUUCGAUCGCCGUCACCACCUUAUUCGCGCUUUCGCUCGGACAACUACGACACACGCGGGACGCUUUCGUUUUCCGAUGACAUGUGGUUUUUACUUUGAUUUCCAUUGUUCAGCUGGUGACGAGGUCGUUACGAGCUAUGCCGUGGUAGCGGCGGUGCGGUGCCGGGAUGACUAACAGCCCUGGGGCCUAUCAUGUCGCCGCCGCUGCCGCCGAAAACAGCCGUAACAUUGGUCACGCAACUGCGACGUCAUCAUCGACAACAGCGCACGGACGACGCGGACACGCCGACUCCUCGCAUUACAUCAUGCCAGCAGAUCCGCAUAGUUGUUGCGAUCCCGCUCCGACCGUGCUGUCGGGUGCCGGCAUAUGCCUGAUCGUGUUGGGCUACACAAUGUUCGGCGCGUUCACGUUCAUGACGCUGGAGAACGGCGCCCGGGACAAUAGUGUGCAGCAGAUCCGCAGCAGCCAGCAGCAGCAGCAGCAACAACAGCAGCAGCAACAGCAACAGCAGCAACAGCAACAACAGCAGCAGCAACAGCAGCAGCAGCAGCAGCAACAGCAGCAACAGCAGCAGCAGCAACAGCAGCAGCAGCAACAGCAUCAACAGCACCACCAUCGCCAACAGCAGCCACUGCCACCGCAGUAUCAUCUAGGGCACAACGACAAGCUUAGGGCGCAGACGGUCGAGAAGCUGUGGAAGAUUACCGAGGACCUGAACAUACUGUAUCGGGACAACUGGACCCGGUUGGCCGAGCAGGAGAUACUCAAGUUCCAGGACUCGUUGAUCCGAAAAUACGGUGGACCCAACCAGUCGGAACACAGGCACCGGUGGAACUUCGCGUCGUCCUUCCUAUACUCGCUGACGCUCAUCACCACCAUCGGUUAUGGUAGCGUGACGCCGCAGACGCCUUGGGGCCGGGUGAUCACGAUCAUUUACGCGCUGAUCGGCAUACCGCUGAUGCUGCUGUACCUGUCGACGAUGGGCGAGACGCUGGCCAAGAACUUCCGGCGCAUUUACUCGAGACUGUGCUCCACAUCGCCAGGCCAUGACGACCGGCACGACGACGGCGCGGGCCGGGGCGGCCGGUCCAGCCACGAGCAUGACGGUGGCAAGCGGGCGCCGCUCAACACGGUGUCCAAAAACCACGUGGGCAGCGCGGCCGACUACUACCGGCACCGGUACGAGUUCGAGACGGUGUCGGGUGCGGCGGCGUACGCGGACGCGGCGGUGGACGUGCCGUGCGGCCCGGCCGCCAGUGGUAGCCAGAAGCGCGUGCCCGUGCUGCUCUCGUUGUCCGUGGUCGGCGCUUAUGUGGCGUUGGGUGCGUUCAUCUACCAGAAACUGGAGCGGUGGACGCUACUGGAAGGCUCGUACUUCUGCUUCACCAGCCUGGGCACCAUCGGGUUCGGUGAGCUCAUGCCCGGUGGCGUCGAGUCCACCAAGGACGUAUCCGUGUUCGUGUCGUCCGGCUACAUACUGGUCGGCAUGGCCGUGGUGGCCAUGUGCUUCCAGCUGCUACAGGACGAGCUGGCCGCCAUGUCGCGCAACUGCCGGUGGUGCUGCUGCUGGUGGUGGUGGUGGUCGUCGUCGUCGUCGUCAUCGUCGUCGUCGCAGCAGCAGCAGCAUCACCAGCAAAAGGAAAUGGUCGUGUGCACUGUCGCCGGUAUGGAUGAUGACGGCGGCGGUGGAAUGGGAGGCGGUGUAAGUCCUCCGCCACCACCGCCGUUGUCCGCGUCGUCACACCACCGUGGCGGACGGCUGCAGCACCACAGCCGCAACGACAGCACGGCUGUGGGCUCCUGACACGGGGAUUACGGGCCGCAGCC